Molecule: messenger RNA, 1622 nt
Organism: Camelina sativa (false flax)
Lineage: Eukaryota; Viridiplantae; Streptophyta; Magnoliopsida; Brassicales; Brassicaceae
Source: RefSeq, a predicted model, not a curated record
AUGCUUGUGGCUUAUUUUCAGAAUCUCCUAGGAACGCAAAGCUCAGGAGUAUCCCCGUUUCCAGUUGAGGAUAUCGGUAACCUCACUACUUUCAGAUGUACUCCUACUUUGAUGGAGCAACUUUUACGAACUCCUACUGAUGAGGAGAUAAGAGACACCAUUGCGUCUAUGCCCAAGAGCAAAGCCCCUGGUCCUGAUGGAUUUCCAGUGGAAUUUUUAUGGGAAGCAUGGGACAUUGUUGGAAAAGAUACAGUGGAUGCAGUGAAGGACUUUUUUUGUCCCAGGUACAGAUCAGAUGACUCAAUUCCGACCAAUCUCGUGCUGUUCGACAGUUUACAAGAAUGUUCUCCUAGAAGUUGGAUUUGGAGGAAUUUGUGUAAGCUUAGAGGAAUAGCCCGUCCCUUUAUAAUAUGUGAAGUUGGUUCAGGUACAACUUGUAGCUUCUGGUAUGAUAAUUGGACGAAUCUGGGACCUCUCUUAGAUAUCAUUGGGGAGUUGGGACCAAGGAUAACCGGGUUGCAUAAGAAUGCGACAGUCUCAGAAGCUAUAAGGAAUGGUGGUUGGUGGAUAUCUACUAGCAGGAGCAGAAAUCAUAUUAUCCAACUCCUGAAACAUUGUUUACCUAACCCUGUUGGUGUUGAUUUGCAGGGAAAUACCACUGAUGAUACUUAUUUGUGGAAGGUAGGUGAGAGUGAGCCCUCAACCAAGUUCUCCACUGCGAAAACAUGGCUGUUUUUAAAUCCGGUGGGACAGAGAGUCGACUGGUGUCAGGCUGUUUGGUUUAAAGGGAGGAUUCCAAGACAUGCUUUCAUCUCUUGGGUCAACUCCCGGGGCCGGCUUCCAACAAAAGAUCGUCUCAUUAGCUGGGGUUUGAAUGUCUCACCACUCUGUCUCCUCUGUAAUGCUCAUGAUGAAUCAAGACAACAUCUGUUCUUUGAUUGCUCGGUUGCCUCUGAAGUGUGGUCUUAUUUCACUUCGAAGGCUAAUGUCUCUGCUCCAACUUCUUUUGAAGCUACUCUUACUUGGCUAAAGAAUCCUUGUCCGGACAACAAUGUGGCGUUGAUUCUUCGUCUAGCAUAUCAAGCAACAGUAUACUCUGUAUGGAAAGAAAGAAACUCUCGGCUUCACAACGCCAUAUCCAAGUCAAUACCAGCGCUAAUCCUAGAAGUCAAGAGCGUCAUUCGGUGUCACUUGGACCCUCUAUCUCGAGCCCAGCGAAUUUCCUCACCGGCGGAUUCCUUCCUCGUUUUAUGGUUUGGAAUGUUUCAUUAAGUAUUAAGUUUGUAACUCCCUUUAUUUAUUUACUUGCUGUAGGUGUAUCUCUUUUGGAGGCAGUUUUCGUAAAAGGGUUCCAACCCCCUUUGGAUAUCUAUAACGAAGGUAUGUGUUAAAAAAAAAAAAAAAAAAACUAUGUAAAAAUAUAUUUAUUUUAAUCUUAUAUUUGUAGUUUUUGGGACAACCCGCCAACCGCAGACAUACCUUGCUAAAAUCCGUAAUCUCGAUAGACUUAAUUGUAAAGACCAUCUUUUAACGGUACACCACAGCCCUAUAUUUUCUAUAUAAAUUAUAUCUUUAGAAAUUUAUUACUUUUAGUAUAGAAAUUUAUUACUUUUUAGUAUAAA